Molecule: messenger RNA, 442 nt
Organism: Cheilinus undulatus (humphead wrasse)
Lineage: Eukaryota; Metazoa; Chordata; Actinopteri; Labriformes; Labridae
Gene: pmchl
Product: pro-melanin-concentrating hormone, like
Exons: 1
Coding region: 44-439 (131 amino acids)
Biological process (GO): chemical synaptic transmission; behavior
Molecular function (GO): melanin-concentrating hormone activity; type 1 melanin-concentrating hormone receptor binding
Source: RefSeq, a predicted model, not a curated record
UCUGGAGAGAACAUCGUCAAGAAGAUAUAGCCCUGCAGCCAUCAUGAGACCUUCAGUCAUGCCCGUCAUCUUCGCUUCAGCACUCAUAUUUGAGUGUUUCGCUCUGUCUGUGGCAUUACCCAUGGCUAAGACCGAAGACAAUUCCUUGGAAGGGGAUGCCUUUGCCUCGCUGCUGAGCGAUGAGGGCUCAGAAAGCAGCCUGACCGACGUGGAUGCCGGCAGAACCAGAAACCAGAGGGUGAUCGUCAUUGCCGACCCAAGCCUGUGGAAGGACCUGAGGAUGCACAGCGGCGUGUCUCUCUACAAGCGCAGAGCCGAUGACGACAGCCAGGUCAUCGAUCACAGAGGAGCAGGCCAGGACCUGAACAUCCCCAUCCUGAGGAGGGAUACCAUGAGGUGCAUGGUGGGACGGGUGUACCGGCCCUGCUGGGAGGUCUGAAGA